Molecule: messenger RNA, 516 nt
Organism: Xylona heveae TC161
Lineage: Eukaryota; Fungi; Ascomycota; Xylonomycetes; Xylonales; Xylonaceae
Exons: 1
Coding region: 1-516 (171 amino acids)
Biological process (GO): intronic box C/D snoRNA processing; tRNA processing; nuclear-transcribed mRNA catabolic process, RNase MRP-dependent
Cellular component (GO): nucleolar ribonuclease P complex; ribonuclease MRP complex
Molecular function (GO): ribonuclease MRP activity
Source: RefSeq, a predicted model, not a curated record
AUGACGGCGGUGUCUGCAACCGACCGCGCGCCUACAGAACCACAACCACUGCAGCAUAUUUCUUCGGAGACCAGACUCUCUAAGAAACGGCUAAAUGAUUCCGACGAUUCUGAAGAGACAGAAGACAUUCCGAUCAGAAGAUAUAUAGGAGUGCCUCUUAAACAAUACCAACCUUGGGCUUACCUCCAACUCGAGUUACUCUUCGCACCGCCUUCUUCCGCACCUCCCUCGGUUGAUAAUAUCACAGUUCGUACAAACCUUACGACCGCGCUGCACCAGUUUCUUGGCCUCACCGGAACUGCAAUUCCAAUCGAUCUGCUCAAAGUUCAAGGUAGACAAGCGUGGCUUCGGGUGGCUCAAGAGGAUAUGGGCGCGGUCGUCGCCGCUGUGAGCGGCUGGGUAGGCGGAGGUGGAACCACAGCGGACGCCGAAAGCAUAGGGUGGAGGGUGCACGCGACAGGAAAUUGGCUUGCAGGGAUGAUUUCCGGGGGUGGCCAGGAACUUUUUCAUGGGUAA